Cyphellophora europaea CBS 101466 is the source of this 1152-nucleotide messenger RNA. RefSeq lists its product as uncharacterized. The record is from RefSeq and is a predicted model, not a curated record. Gene Ontology annotation, cellular component: U2-type spliceosomal complex; RES complex. Gene Ontology annotation, molecular function: RNA binding. Bases 1 to 1152 code for a protein of 383 amino acids. NCBI's taxonomy places the organism in Eukaryota, Fungi, Ascomycota, Eurotiomycetes, Chaetothyriales, Cyphellophoraceae. Gene Ontology annotation, biological process: mRNA splicing, via spliceosome. The transcript has a single exon.
AUGUCCUCCCUCGCAGCCUACCUAGCGAAAAACUACCUCAGUGCCUCCCCCGCCAAUGCCUCCGACCCGCUGUCGGAGCGGCCGAAGAAGCGGCGCCGGAAAGACAACAACAACAAAGAACCCGCCGCCGCAGCAGCAGAACAGCAGGGCCUCGUGAUCGCCGACGACGAAGAAGAUCUAUUGCUGUCUGGCAGUGCGGGGGCUACGAAGAGUGGAAGGAGCAGGAGGGCUGGGGGCGUUGAGGACGGUGAGGGGGAGGGUGAUGUGCCGCAGGUGUAUGACGGGAGGGUCAAGAGCGCGGAGUUUCGCAAGAAGAAGGUUAGUGCGUUUCAGAGCGUGGCGGGGGCGGUGGGUGAGGGAGGGAAUGAUGGCGGCCGUGGCGGUGAGCAGGAUGAGGCGGAUAGGAUUAUUGUGGAGGCGCAGAGGGCGGAUGAGGAGAGGAGGAGGGGGGUGGAGGUGGAGGACGCGCCUGCUGUGGUUGAAGAGGAGGGAAGCGGACCGAGGAUGGAGAGUGGUGUCAAGGCUGGGCUGCAGACGGUGGAGGAUACGAUGAGGAUUGUGGCGAGGGAGGAGAAGGAGAGGCAGGCGGAGGAGAAGAGGGCGAGGAAGGAGAAGAAGAAGAAGGGGGAGAAGCAGGAGGAGACGAUCUACAGAGAUGCUACGGGUCGGAGGAUCGAUGUUAGCAUGAAGAGGAAGGAGGCGCGGCAGAAGGAGAUUGAGGAGGAGAGAGCCAGGAAGCGGGAGCGAGAGGAGGCGAUGGGAGAUGUUCAGAGGCGGAUGAGGGACGAGCAACGGGCCGACCUGGAGGAAGCCAAGUUCUUGACGGUUGCGAGGGGAGUGGAUGAUGAGGAGAUGAAUGAGAAGUUGAAGGAGGUGGUCAGGUGGGAUGAUCCAAUGGCGGCAUACAUGGCGCAGAAGCAGGUGGCAGAGGGAGGGACCGGAGACGUGGUGCCAGGGAACUCGAAGAAAGUGUCUGGGCCGAAAAAGAAGGUGUACCAAGGGUCGGCGCCGCCAAAUCGAUAUGGAAUUCUACCGGGCUGGCGUUGGGAUGGAGUGGACAGAGGAAACGGCUUCGAGAAAGAUUGGUUCCAAGCCAGGAGCCGAACGAAGCGCAAUGAGGAGAUGAGCUACCAGUGGCAGAUGGAUGAGUAG